CUUCAAACUUUCUCAAUCAAAAAAAAAUGUCGGGCCGUGGAAAGGGAGGACAGGGUUUGGGCAAAGGAGGAGCCAAGCGUCACAGGGAGGUUCUGAGAGACAACAUCCAGGGAAUCACCAAGCCGGAGAUUCGGAGAUUGGCUCGUAGAGGUGGAGUCAAGCGUAUCAGUGGUCUCAUCGACGAGGAGACGCGUGGCGUCCUCAAGAUCUUUUUGGAGAACAUUAUCCGUGUUGCCGUCACCUACACCGAGCACGCCAGGAGGAAGACGGUAACUGCCACGGACGUUAUCUACGCGCUGAAGAGGCAAGGGAGGACGCUUUACGGUUUUGGCGGUUAAGGGCAUUUUAAAUUCCCGUUUUGCGUUUCUGUGUUUCUUUUUUGGAUAUUUCUAGCCAAAUCUUGUUUUCCUUAGCGUUUGCGUUUGAAUUAUGUUUGGGUACGGCGUUUAUGUGUUGCGGUAGUGUUUCGUUUUAUAUGUAAUUACGCCUUUUAUCCUAUGGUUGUAGCGAUGCAAUGUCAAAGUAAUCCAUGGUUAAGUU
Messenger RNA from Raphanus sativus (radish), 540 nucleotides. Its product is annotated as histone H4-like. The transcript has a single exon. Gene Ontology annotation, biological process: nucleosome assembly. Gene Ontology annotation, molecular function: protein heterodimerization activity; structural constituent of chromatin; DNA binding. The record is from RefSeq and is a predicted model, not a curated record. Bases 27 to 338 code for a protein of 103 amino acids. Gene Ontology annotation, cellular component: nucleosome. Lineage: Eukaryota; Viridiplantae; Streptophyta; Magnoliopsida; Brassicales; Brassicaceae.